AUGUCAUCCAUAAUACCACAAGAGACUCCAACAAAAGGAUUAACUGGAAGAAUAUCUGGAUUAGAUAUGUCAAACGCGUCUGGAAAAUCAUUAACAGAUAGAUUAGCAGCUGAAGCUUUAGCAAAAGAUGAAGCUCAAACUAAUAUACAUGAUGUCAAAGCAUCUUUAAAUAAACCAACCACAACCACCACCACAGAAGAAAACAAAAAUGAUAAAGUUGAAGCUGAAUUAAAACAAAUGGAUGCUGAACAUGAAAAUUUUUUAAAAACUCAUAAAGUCCAUAGACAUGAAUUAAAAGAAUUAGAAGCAGAAGAACCAUUAUUAAAAGAAAAUAAACGUCGUUAUGUUAUGUUUCCAAUUAGAUAUCAUGAAAUAUGGCAAAUGUAUAAAAAAGCAGAAGCUUCAUUUUGGACAGCAGAAGAAAUUGAUUUAGGAAAAGAUUUACAUGAUUGGAAAUUUAAAUUAAAUGAAAAUGAAAGAUAUUUUAUUUCAAGAAUUUUAGCAUUUUUUGCUGCUUCUGAUGGUAUUGUAAAUGAAAAUUUAGUUGAAAAUUUUUCAGCAGAAGUUCAAAUUCCUGAAGCAAAAUCAUUUUAUGGUUUCCAAAUUAUGAUGGAAAAUAUUCAUUCUGAAACUUAUUCUUUAUUAAUUGAAACUUAUAUAAAAGAUCCAAAAGAAGCUGAUUUUUUAUUUAAUGCAAUUGAUAAUAUUCCUCAAAUUAAAAAAAAAGCAGAUUGGGCUAUAAGAUGGAUUCAAGAUGAUGAUGCAUUAUUUGCUGAAAGAUUAGUUGCAUUUGCUGCUGUUGAAGGUAUAUUUUUUAGUGGUUCAUUUGCUUCAAUUUUUUGGUUAAAAAAAAGAGGUUUAAUGCCUGGUUUAACUUUUUCAAAUGAAUUAAUUUGUAGAGAUGAAGGUUUACAUACUGAUUUUGCUUGUUUAUUAUUUGCUCAUUUACAAAAUAGACCAAAACCAGAAAUUGUAGAAAGAAUUAUUACAGAAGCUGUAAAAAUUGAAAAAGAAUUUUUUACUGAUGCUUUACCUGUAAGUUUAUUAGGUAUGAAUUGUAAAUUAAUGUGUCAAUAUGUUGAAUUUGUUGCCGAUAGAUUAUUAAUUGCCUUAGGUAAUAAAAAAGUUUACAAUGUUACUAAUCCCUUUGAUUUUAUGGAGUCGAUUUCCCUCGCGGGAAAGACGAACUUCUUUGAAAAAAGGGUAUCAGAUUAUCAAAAAUCUGGAGUUAUGUCAUCAGCUCAAGAUAAAGAAGCUGAUGUUUUUGCUUUCAACGAAGACUUCUGA
Molecule: messenger RNA, 1287 nt
Organism: Lodderomyces pseudojiufengensis
Lineage: Eukaryota; Fungi; Ascomycota; Pichiomycetes; Serinales; Debaryomycetaceae
Gene: RNR21
Product: ribonucleotide-diphosphate reductase subunit
Exons: 1
Coding region: 1-1287 (428 amino acids)
Biological process (GO): deoxyribonucleotide biosynthetic process
Molecular function (GO): oxidoreductase activity
Source: RefSeq, a predicted model, not a curated record